AUGGAAGAUAGAGGGAGAGGGAUUCCAAUUCGAUGUUGUUGUGGAGAAGAUGUGGUUUUGAGAACCUCAAAGACUGUCAAAAACCCAGGGAGACUCUUCUUUGCCUGUCGAUGUGGAGUGGAGAAUGUUCGUGUUCACUUGUUUAGGUGGACAGAUGAAACAAUGGUGGAAGAGAUGGAAGACAUACUUCCGAAGAUUGAAAAAAUUGAAGGAUCUUCAUUGACAUUACAAAAAGAGGUACAAUCUUUAGAAUGUGAGAUGGAAACUCUGGCCAUUCAUACACGAACAUGUGAAUCUGUUGUUUCCGGGUUUGAGAAGGAGUUGAUUAGGUUAGAGAAUGAGCUGCAAGGUUGCAAGAUGGAAUUGCGUGAAAUGAAGAACCUUCUUGUGUGUGUAUUGUUCUAG
Arabidopsis thaliana (thale cress) is the source of this 405-nucleotide messenger RNA. Its product is annotated as zinc ion-binding protein. The coding region runs from base 1 to 405 and encodes 134 amino acids. The transcript is spliced from 2 exons. Gene Ontology annotation, molecular function: zinc ion binding. The record is from RefSeq and is marked reviewed. Lineage: Eukaryota; Viridiplantae; Streptophyta; Magnoliopsida; Brassicales; Brassicaceae.